ACUUCCUCAAGUUAUUUCCAUUUGUUUGUGGCAAACACCAGCAGUUACCUAGUACCUUACACACCAAAGAAAACGUUACUAUUCUUACUUAUAAUAUAUCAGGGCGUAAACGGCAUCACUUUUGUUUUGUCAAUUCUGCUGUACCCUGAAAUUAUGUACGAAAGAUAGACGCUGAUGCGUUAGCGAGAGAAAAACAGGGAAACGUGAGCAGAAGUAGUUUGUCGGCUAACGUUAGCUAGCUAGUAUAGGUUAAUUGGCCACCUAUUGUUAGCUGACUGGUUCCCGGUAUCGUUUUGUUUGUGUAGUGCUAACGUUGGGUAAGCCUCACAAUUUUGGACUGAUGGAGUGCCCUCAUCUUGGCUCAAACGUGAGCUGUCCUCUUGAUACCUCCAGGCUUCCUAACGGGACUCCGUCCUCCUGGUGCUGCAGCGUUUGCAGGUCCAAUAAAAGUCCUUGGAUUUGUCUCACCUGUCUGAUGGUCCAUUGUGGAAGAUAUGUCAAUGGACAUGCGAAGAAACACUUUGAAGAGAGCCAAGUUGUUGUCAUUAGCCAAAAGAAGAGCGAGAAACAGGAGAAAGAGAAAUCCCAUCAUUCCGUAUGCAUGGACUGCAGCAACUACAGCGUAUUCUGUUACAGAUGUGAUGAGAUUGUUGUAAAUGACACCAAACUCGGGCAUGUGCAGAAGGUGAGGGAGCAUCUGCAGGGUUUAGAAAACUCAGCACUGAUGGGUGAUAGACAGAGGAAACGGAAACUUCAGGAAAGCCUGGCUCCAGACAGCAAGUUGUUAAAAGACAAUAACGGCCUGGCUUUGGGUGCUACAGGCCUGCGGAACUUGGGCAACACGUGCUUCAUGAAUGCCAUCCUGCAGUCCCUCAGCAACAUCACACAGUUCAGCUGUUAUUUCAAGGAGUUGCCUGCAGUGGCUCUACGCAGCGGUAAGACAGCAGGAAGAAGGAUGUACCACACCCGAAGCCAAGGGGACAACACUGUGUCUUUGGUGGAGGAGUUCAGGAAAACCCUUUGUUCCCUGUGGCAAGGAAGCCAGACUGCCUUCAGUCCGGACUCCUUAUUUUAUGCUAUAUGGAAAAUCAUGCCAAGUUUCAGGGGCUAUCAGCAGCACGAUGCUCAUGAGUUCAUGCGGUACCUGCUGGACCAUCUCCACAGGGAGCUCCAGUGCGGUCGCAACGGGGCGUCCCACCCAGUCUCUCCUCAGGAGGGGGUCAGACUCUCCACUGCUGAGGGCAAAUGCUGCAUAAAUGGGACUGCCAGUGUUGUCACAUCCAAUUUUGGUGGCAUACUUCAGAAUGAGGUGAACUGCCUGAUAUGUGGAACCGAAUCUAGGAAAUUUGAUCCAUUUCUAGAUCUAUCUUUGGACAUUCCAAGUCAGUUCAGACAAAAGAGAAGUAAGGACCAGGAGCCGGGGCCAACCUGCACUCUUCGUGACUGUGUACGUAGCUUCACUGACCUGGAAGAGCUGGAUGAAACGGAGCUGUACUACUGCCAUAAGUGUAAGAAGCGACAGAAAUCCACUAAGAAGUUCUGGAUCCAAAAGCUGCCAAAGGUUUUGUGUCUGCACCUCAAGAGGUUCCACUGGACGGCCUUUUUGAGAAACAAGGUGGAUACCUAUGUGGAAUUUCCCCUGAAGGGCCUGGACAUGAGGGGCUACUUACUUGAGCCAGAGAGUGCAUCAGCAGACAGCUGCCUGUAUGAUCUUGUUGAUGUCGUAGUGCACCAUGGAUCUGGGGUCGGAUCAGGACAUUAUACAGCAUAUGGCAGCCACGAGGGCCGCUGGUACCACUUCAACGACAGCACAGUGACUCUGACCAAUGAGGAGACAGUGAGGAAGGCCAAGGCCUACAUCCUGUUCUAUGUGGAGAGGACUGGACAGGUGGCCUCAGAGAAGAGGGACAGCAGCAAGCCUGCUGCAGAGACAGCGGUUAUUGACAGCGGACCUUCAGAAGCAGUGGCUCAGGACAAGGUCACAUCAGACAUGGUUCUGAUGGAUGCAGCCGCCUCAGACAUGAAGACAGAGGACUUGGAGGCCCGGGAUAAUGCUGUGUUGGAAAAUGUUGGCGAAGAAAUGGCUGAGCUGGCCUCAAUAGAGGCACAUAAUACCUCAGACAAGGCUGCAACAGAGGAGGCCAGCCAAGCUAUUCAAGCUGUCGCACAAUGAUUUUGUCACAAGACUUUUUACCAUAGCUUCACCUCAAUCACAUUUCUCACAGUGCUUGAUUUUAAAUAGUUAAUUUUCACAUUUUAUGAAUGUGUAACUUUUUUUUGCAUGAUUGCAUCUUGUUUCAUUUGCUGCUUUGGUUUCGUUUAGACCUUUUUGUGUUAAUUUCCUUGACGUUGUAUUCCACAGUUGAGGUAGACUCUUCUGUGUUAUAGAUUCCAAAGGUGAUGAAGUUAAGCUGUAGCCUUUAAAACCUCACUUGGUCCAAUGUUUAGCCUAGACUGAAGAGAUUGGAUGUGUCAACACACUGUCAUUGUCAAUAUUUGGAGUUUCUAUUUUUUUAAGUUUCUAAUUUUGUUAUUUCCAUCACUUAAAAUCUCGUAGUUCUGUUUUCAGUUAUUAGGAGAGAUUUUAGGAUAUAGAAUGCAAUGCAUUUGUUGACUCAGAAGUGAUUAUGUAGGCUUUAGAACAGGGGUGUCCAAACUUUUUUUCACCGAGGGCCACAUACAGAGAAAUACACGGAGAACUGGGCCACUUAUAGAGGUGAAUAUUGCCUCAAAAGUUAAGUCAUAAGUUAGCAAAACAGAUCAAAUGUAGGUGAAUAAUGCGCGAUACUUGAAAAUGCUUUAAGAAAAAAGUGUCUUUAGGGUUUCAUUUAUUUAGUUGGCAGCUCAUUCCUUAAAACAGAAGCCUCAGAUUGCUGAUAAUAAGAGUAAAUAUGAAGGUUCAAUUCCAUGCUUGUUAGGGAAAUAAGUUAUUGGGUUUUUUUUUAUCAACUAAGAUUUGUUAGAAAAUGUUUAAAAUUUUAAAUGACUGAAUUUAUUUGAAAAUUGGGCUCAUUAAUAUAUAUGAACAUAUAUAUUUGAGAAGUACAAUAUAAGACAAGCAAAAGUUUAAUUUGUGGGCCAUAUUGCAUUAUAGUUUUAGAAUUAGCAGAGGGCCGAUUCAAAAUGGCCUGCGGGCCGCAUUUGGCCCCCGGGCCGUAGUUUGGACACCACUGCUUUAGAAGGUUGUUUUAACUUCUCCACCAGAAGCAUUGUAAGAGAAAGGAUAAUGUUUGUCUGUAUUGUCGUUUGGAGUAUAAUUUAACAUUUUAUGUUGAUCUGAAAUUGACUUAAAAACAUGACCUGAUUACAUUUACUUUUAUAACAUGUAUCAUGUGAACAUGAUGAAAUACAUUGGAGAAUCUUUUUCAAAA
Messenger RNA from Eleginops maclovinus (Patagonian blennie), 3371 nucleotides. RefSeq names its product ubiquitin specific peptidase 3 (gene usp3). Gene Ontology annotation, biological process: protein deubiquitination. The record is from RefSeq and is a predicted model, not a curated record. The coding region runs from base 341 to 2173 and encodes 610 amino acids. The transcript is spliced from 15 exons. Gene Ontology annotation, cellular component: cytoplasm. Gene Ontology annotation, molecular function: cysteine-type deubiquitinase activity; zinc ion binding. Lineage: Eukaryota; Metazoa; Chordata; Actinopteri; Perciformes; Eleginopidae.